AUGGACCAAUUUCUCAUCGAUAACACUCCGCUUUACCUCAAGCUCGUUGAGAGGUUCAAGCCGGCGGCGUCCAGAGCCGAUGUAGCUGAGGAUAAGGCAAAGCCCAUCAUAAUCGGCGCUCGAAUCCGACCAAUGGUUGAAGAAGAAAGCUCAAACGGUGCCGUGGCUAGUGUUUACCCACGCGAGGGCGAGCCGGGAGUCCUUGACCUCCAUGAGCUGCGCAAGACUGUUAGGGGAAGUGCGGCGUUGAGCUCAUCCAGCUUCCUCGUAGACAAGGUUUUCUCCCCAAGCGAUACCACCGAUGCGAUUUACGGUAGCCUGGUGCACCCUCUCGUUCCAUGGGCAUGGUGUGGCGGUGUGAGCACUAUUUUCGCCUACGGACAGACCGGCUCGGGCAAAACCUACACUGUCAGCGGCCUCGAGCGUCUCGUUGCUCAUACUUUGUUUUCUGGAGCUUUGGAAGGCACUCGCAACAUCUUCAUCUCCAUUGUCGAGCUAGCGGGAAACUCGGCCUCGGACCUUCUCAGCGCUCGAAAGCCGGUUUCUAUACUAGAGGAUUCAUUCGGCACGACCCAUUUGGCCGGAGCGUCGGAAUACCACGUUGUCGACUCGGCUUCGUUGAUCAAGUAUAUCGACUACGCUGCCUCGUUUCGUCAAACCGCCUCGACGCAGAAGAAUGACGCCUCUUCCCGGUCUCACUCUAUUUGCAAGAUCCGGCUCGAGAACCCUUCUCUCCCGCAAGCCGAUGACGGCUUGCUUUUCCUCGUCGACCUCGCAGGUUCCGAGGCGGCACGAGACGUGUCAGCGCAUUCAUCCGAGAGAAUGAAAGAGGCACGCGAAAUCAACGCCAGUCUCUCCGUCCUCAAAGACUGCAUCCGGGGCAGUGCUAACCUAGAUGGGCUCGGCGGACUUGUCAAAUCAACAACUCCUGGUCGGAAGGCCUACAUCCCCUUUCGCCAAACUGCCUUGACCAAGCUCCUCAAGCACGUCUUCGACCCAGCCGCGGGCCGGAGCUGCAAGACUGCCGUCAUCGCGUGCCUCAAUCCUAACCUUGCAGACGUAGCUGCCACCAAGAAUACCCUGAGAUACGCCGAGCUUUUGCGAAUCACAUCCCCGAAGGCAGUGCCACUGAAGUACGACCCAGCAAAGCCAGUCACCUGGUCAAAUCAACAGCUCAAAGACUGGAUCGUGAAUAACUCAGGCACACCGCCAGUAUCCGCAGACCUACUCGCCCCAUCCGAAUCCGGCAAGCAGUUGCUUCACUUGCCUGCUCCAGAGUUCAUCAGCCGUUGCCUCAAAACACCGGAUGUAUCACAAGAUCAGGCCGUAGCCUUCCAAGCCAAGUUCUGGAGACUCCACAUCGAUUCUCAGCGCACUCCUGCGGCCCACAACUCGCGAGGUCAAGAUGACAAGCAACCCACCGAUUCCUCGGCCGAGCCGUCCGAUGCGUGGGAACAUUCCAGUCGCGAGCCUAAGCCGGAAAUUGAGGCGCUUCCGUUCAAGAAACGCCUGCGUCCCGGCAUGGUAGUCUCCUUAGCCCCUCUCCCUGAGGGCUCCGGCAGCCCUUUCAUCAGUGGCACCGGCCGCAAUCUCGUCAUGCUGUUGUCCGCGGAGACGGACUCGACGGCGCAGGCGUCGGAUACGGACAUGAAAGCCUAUCGCUGUGCCUUUGUGGCGCCGGGAAUUAUGCCUGGGGCGUUUGAACUACAUCCUUGGCUGCAGUGCGUGGUUCACGAGCGCCACAUGGAAUCUGAGGUGAUUCUUGACCGUUCAGAUCUGACGGCCAACAGCAUCAUUCCCGGCCCACAACCGACGAACAAGCCAUUCAUAGCCAACACCAUCCGGCAGAAGAAUGCCCCGUGGUCCCAGACACCAGCAUGGACCCCGCAGACAUGGGUCUACAGCCCGCCAACCCUGAGCAUGAGCCCUCCAACCCUUAGCAUGAGCCGUCCAACCCUGAGCAUGAGCCCUCCAACAAUCCCGAGCGCUCCAAUCCUAAGCUCUCCACAGCUCCACAUCAGCAACAACACCAGCAGCCGCGGCUACUUCCGCAGCUGCAUCGGCUGCUUCAAACACGCCUACUGCCUCACGUUCAGCGACGCCUGCAAGGACCACGCUUACUGCCGUUACUGCUUCAACCACUUCAUCCGGCUCUCUUGCGACGGCCCCUCCACCGUCGACGAGGAGAAGGCAGGAAUCGAUCGCGGUAGAUCAGUCCCCGCGUCCGCCAGCACCCGGACGUUCCCGCCCCGCUGCUGCGGCCAGCCCACGUCGCUGCCGGACAACGCGCUGCGGCUCGUGCUGGAUGCGGACGUGUUGCACAUGUACAUGCUCAAGCGGGCGCGCAGCCGCUUGCCGUUGCGCGAGCGCACGCACUGCGCGGCGCCGGACUGUGGGAUGUGGUUGACGGCGGAGGAGGCGAUUCGGGAAGAUGAUGAGGGUGGUGGGAUGUGGAUGGGACGGAAGAGUGGUGGUGGUGGUGAAGAGCAGCAGCAGGACCAGGGAGUGGUUGCGUCGAGGGAGCUCAGGAAGUGCAGCAGGUGCUCGGAACGGACGUGCACUGCUUGCAAGCAGUUGGGGAGGGGGCAUUUGGACGGCGAUGGGAAGUGGAAGGAGUGCCCGGUGGACGAGGGGGCGGUGCGGCUCGAGACCAUGGCCGAUGGUAUGAAAUGGACGAGGUGCGGUGGGUGUGGGGUGUGGGUGGAGCUCUCGACCCCCGCCGAUGCCCUCUUCGCCGGUCAUAGCCCGGACUCCUCGCCCGCCCGCCCGUAG
Messenger RNA from Lasiodiplodia theobromae, 2772 nucleotides. Its product is annotated as Diatom spindle kinesin 1. The transcript has 6 exons. The record is from RefSeq and is a predicted model, not a curated record. Lineage: Eukaryota; Fungi; Ascomycota; Dothideomycetes; Botryosphaeriales; Botryosphaeriaceae. Bases 1 to 2772 code for a protein of 923 amino acids. Gene Ontology annotation, molecular function: ATP hydrolysis activity; ATP binding; microtubule motor activity. Gene Ontology annotation, biological process: microtubule-based movement. Gene Ontology annotation, cellular component: microtubule; centrosome; spindle.